Messenger RNA from Manis javanica (Malayan pangolin), 6366 nucleotides. NCBI's taxonomy places the organism in Eukaryota, Metazoa, Chordata, Mammalia, Pholidota, Manidae. The record is from RefSeq and is a predicted model, not a curated record.
UCCUGCCAUGCACACAGCCCCUGCCCAGCUUGGGCACCAGCCCAGCAGGACUCUGGGAAGCAGAGGGGGAGCAGACAUUCUGGGCUUCUGGCCCACAUUUCCAUGUGCUUUGGAAGUCCUGCCCCGGCUGUUCCCAUAAAUGGCUGGGCCCUCCAGACGGAGGCUCCUUGCUGUCCUCAGGUUCCCUGGGGGAGAGCACCUUGCAUGUGCCUGACUCACUGGCAGUGCCAAGCUGGCCCUGUGGUCACCUCAGGCUCCUGCCUGCACCAGCUCCGUGUCCAUUUGUGUAAGUAGACAGAGCCACCUGAGUAUUGCCCGUGGGGCCCCAGGCCAGGUCCCUUUGCCCCAGUUGGAGAAGGGCCCUAAAUGCUGGAACAUGGCAGGAACUGGCUCCUGGGCAGGGUUUAGCUGCCAGAGGCACCCCUGCCCGACCCCAGCACAUGGCCUCACCCUGAGCCUUCCCUCGGGAGGCCUAUAUGGGUUUGAGGGAAUAUCAUUUUGAGGAGCAUUUUUAUAACUCUUACCUCCAUGUUUAUUGUACAAUACAGAAAACCACAAAGACAAUAAAAGCCCUUUAUAUCAACACCAAGAAAUAAGCACUAUUGACAUGUUAGUGUACAUCUUUCCAGCCUUUUUUCUGAGACAUAUUUCGAGUGGAUCACACUGCAUUUAGUUGUAUGUCCUUUUACCAGUUACCAUGGCUAGAUCUGUUUUUCAGACAUUGAAAUGCCAAACCUAGAACCUGGUCAAAUGGAAGUUGGCCUGUUUUCUGGGACCAGAGGCUUCCACUGCCAGCCUGGCCCCCUCUGUCAGGACCCUUCACCCUGAGCCUCUUCCCAGUGCUACAGCCAGGCCUGGCCCCCAGUAUCUGUCUCCUAAUAGUCUUCAGCCCACAGUUUUUGACCCUGCGAUCUCCAGCCACCAUAUGUGGCUGUGUCUGUGUGUGUACGUGUGUGUCUGUGUGCAUGUGUCUAUGUGUGUGUUGCACACAGACUUGGUUGUACAGGCCUGUUCCAUGGGGCAGGAUGUGGAGAUGAGGUGUUUUAGAUGUAAGAGUGUAGAAGUUUAUGACUGCUUAGGACAAUGGAAUCUGUAAACAUAUCCUCUAAAUAGUUCCGAGCUUUCUACCACCAACUUCUCUAAUUAAUCCCCUCCCCAGCCUGUUUCGAAAGCUCUUUGUCUGCCAGACAAAGGUCACAUCACCCCCUUUCCUAUCUUUGUGAACCUCAGGGUAGCAUGCUGCUUGUCAGAGCUUGUGGAGAGCAUGAGGGCACCAGCAUGCAAACCCUAAAGGUCUGAGCUGCAGACGGAGGGCAAAGAAACAACAUCGCGGUCACCAAGACCAGCCUUAUUCCCUAGUCCUUUUGAAAUACUAGAAUUCUUCAGACUUCUGUUUCUGCCUCCUCAGAUGAGGAGGCAGGGUGGAUGAGGCCAGGCCUACCUGGAAGGAGGCAGAGGAAGAGGAGGUGGUGACAGAAGGAAGAGGGGACAUUCCAGCAUAUUCUACAGUGGUCCUGAAGUCUGAGCCCUUCCCUGUGCUGCGCCUGUUGAUACCUGUCAGCUGAUUGCUCCUCAGUGACCAGCUACCCGGGGCAGAGAUGCUUAUGGUUGCUGGGCAGUUUCUCAGAUCUCCCCACCGCCUCCCAGCCCCCAGCCUUCCUCCAGCUGCUCACUCCCAACCCCAGCCGAUCCUGGCUCUAACACAAGUGAAUCCAGUGGCUUUGGUUUAGGCCUGAAAAAAAUUUAAAUAGGUUCCUUGAAAAAUUAGAAAUAGAACUACCAUAUGGCAAUUCCAAUUCUGGAUAUUUAUCUGAAGAAAAUCAAAUCACUAUCUUGAAAAGAGUUCAAGGGCAUGCACCCCAAAUGGAAGGUACCAGCCCCACAACCUAGCCCUGCUGACCUUCAACCGACUGAGAAGUCAUGGGAUCAAGCUGUCCCUGGGGAAACAGGUGUAAGGACAAGGCAGGGGAAGGGUCGUGCACAGCCCUAGGGUGGACCACACAUCAACCAAGAGAAAAAAGCCAAAAAUGUGAACAUAGGAGGCCCAGAUGGAAGAACAUGGAGAAAGAAUUGUGCUUCCAGAGUCAAGACCCAGAGCCACUUCUGUCCAUCAGCCCAGCCACCUGCUCAGAGAUGACCCCCGCCUGUGGAGGGAAGGGUCUCACCCAUCCCUGGCCAAGGCCCAAGGGUGGCUCCAGCACCAGAGAGAAGUGACCAAGUACAGUGAUACAAGCUCUGGCCCAAAAGUCAGGAGCCCUGGUUCCCCUCUUGGCUCUGCCGCUAACUAGUUCUGUGAACCAGGUUGUAUGGCUUGACCAUUCAGGACCUCUGUUUCCUCACCUGUAAAAUGGGGACAGUUGGACUAGAAGAUGGGUGGGGGCUUUCCAGUUCUGACAUUCGUGGCUGACCCUUUAGCCCCUGACAUCACAACAUGGAGCGGGAUUGUGAUUGGCCCAUAGCCUCCCCCAGCUCUGCUGUUCUCUUGGUCAUGGACACAAGAUGGACGUGCCAUGGACCUUCCCUAUUUGUGCUCUUCUGUUAUGGGCAACUCUUGCCAUGGCUCAGGACUGAGGAUGAGCAGACCUCAGGUGGGGCUGGGACCCAGAGGAGCGUAGGAUUGGACAAGGGGCCCAGGCAGGGGUGGCCUCUGCUGGGACAGCAUGAUGCCCAUCUCCUCUGCAGACAAGUUCUACAAUGAGACCAUAGCAAAGAUGUUCCUGCAGUUUUAUGAGCACACAGCCCAGGUUGUGUGGAACUGGUUCAUGGAGGCCACCUGGGACUAUGUCACCAACACCACCAAGAAAAAUCAGGAGCACAUGCUGCACAAGGAUGUGGAAAAGUCCCAGCACUCGCUGUACUUUGGCAGCCAGGCCGGCUUGUUUGAGAUCACCAGGUUCCAGGACCCGACCGUGAGGCGCAUGCUGAGUAAGCUGCAGAACAGAGAAAAGGCAGCCCUGACCAAGGACGAGCUCCAGGAGUACAAUAAGCUUCUGGCCUCCAUGAAGACAACAUACAGCAUGGCCCAGGUGUGCCUGAAUGAGGGUCCCUGCCUGCCGGUGGAGCCUGGUUACAAAGACAUGGGGGCCUUGUGGUGGUCCAAGUAUGAGCCUGACACACUGGAGCACGACCUGGAGCAGCUCUUCCAGGAGCUGCAGCCGCUCUACCCGAACCUGCACGCCUACGUGUGCCAGGCCCUGCACCACCACUACGGGCCCGUUGCUCAUCAACCCGGAGGCCCCAUCCCUGACCACCUACUGGGGAACAUGUGGGCUCAGUCCUGGGUCAGCAUCGUAGACCUGGUCCUGCCAUUCCAGGAAGCCCCUGAGGACAUCACGAAGAUCAUGGAAAGCCAGCGCUGGAAGCUGGAGAAAAUGUUCAAAGAGGCUGAAGAAUUCUUCACCUCCCUGGGGCUGCUUUCCCCUUCUCCUGAGUUAAAGAUCCAGGGCCUCUACCCCUCUAUCCCUUGGACAGAAGAUGACUUCGACCCAGGUGCCAAGUUCCACAUCUCUGCCAGCGUGCCCUACCUACGGUACUUCCUCAGCCUGGUGCUCCAGUUUCAAUUCCACGAAGCGCUGUGCAAGGCUUCAGGCCACAUGGGGCCAUUGCACCAGUGUAACAUCUACAACUCUAAGAUGGCCAAGAAGCUCCUGGAGUGAGGAUGUCCUAAACUGGGCUCAAGCAAGCCCUGGCCAGAGGUCCUGGAGAAGAUAACUGGGCAGACGGAGGUGUCCACAAAAGCCUUUAUGACCUACUUCAGGCCCCUACGGAACUGGCUGGUGACUGAGAAUGUGCAGCAGGGGGAGAUCCUGGGCUGGCCAGACUUCAGCUCUUCCUUUGAAGAUAAGAUGACAUUCCUAGGUCUGGAGCUGGAACUUGACAAGACCAAAUUUGGGCAAUGGGUGCUGCUGGCCCUGAGAUUUGUCAUAUUCCUGGUGAUCCUACUGCUGGCCUGCAGGCUGCACUCCUUGUAGAAAAGGUCACUGGCCCAGGACACCAAUGCACAGGACAUCAGUUCACAGGACACCAGUGCAUUCAAGACUCCAACCAAUACCUACUUCUUGGGCAUGGCCAUAGAGCCUCACCAGGCUGCCAAAAGACCGUGGAUCCUGCUGGGCAUCUGCCUCAUCCUGAUGCUGUGCUCAAUCAGCCUGACCAUUUGGAUUUUCACACAGCACAACAGGAAGCCUCCAUGGAUGAGAGCUGAAUGGUGGGACUAGAAGCCAGUGUGCCUGGUGAGGCUGGGGACAGGAGGAGAAUGGCCAAGCCAGAGAGGGAUGGGGAGCUGGGGAGGAAACAGCUUUCAUGCAUAGCGUCCAGCUGCAAUUGGGUGUAGCUGUGGCAGAUUUGGAUACCUGGGGGGUUGCAAUUGUGUGUUUGAGAGCUCAUGUAUGUGAGGUCAUGUACACAAGCAACUGACCCCAUGUGAUUCUGUGUAUGCCCUGGGUUCCAGGCCAACCUCCUUCCCCUAGGGGUUCAGGAACCACAGUUUUAGUGACCCAGCCUCACUGUAAUUCAUUCCCAGAGCUGAUUCUUCACACAGCUUUUGUUCUUCAAGACCCACUGUGGGGUGGGGCUGAGCUGGAGCUACAGUGCGCAAGUAAUGUAUGCUCUCGUUAGAAACAAGACACUGCCUCAGUCCCCCUAUAAAAUGUAUUCAAGUAGACCCAGACAUUCCUGUACAAGCCACUGGUUCCCAUUUCACACAGCACAUUUCCUGAGCCCUGUGCUGUGUAUAUUAGCCCACACAUUAUUCUGCUGAUCUUCUGGCCUGCUCUGUGUGGGGCUGCAUAAUCCACUUCUAAAAAGGUACUUGUCAGCCUCACAAACUGCCCCACAGCCCUCUCUGCCCCAAUCCAGGCCCUCCCAAAUGAAGACAGAGGUAGCUGGGCUCUGAGCCAGGCUUGAUUAAUGAUUGACUUCUUUAAUAUUUAAACAGGGCUCAUCUCCAGCCACUCCACUCCAGAGAUGGCCUUGUUCAACACACACACCUGCUGCCUGGCCUGUUGCCCUGGGGAUCAAGCAUAGGGCAAACAACACCUUUUCAGGCUCACUUGGGUAGGGGCAAACUGUAGGAGGACAUUUGGAAAAUGAGUAUCUAGGGACAAGCCUGGGAAGAAAGAGGGCAGGCCUCUGCUCCUACUCCUCUGGGCCCCUUCUUUCCAGCCUUGGUCUGCCUGCCAUGGGGAUUCCACACCCAAUACAUGGAGACUCACUGAGUUUGGACUGAGGCCUCAGGGAUUCCUGGGGAGGCUGAGAAUCAGUGCCUGUCAGAAAUUAGGGGAAUUUUGAGGGGAAGUGACAUCAUAGCCAGUAACCACAGAGAGGAGGCACCAGGGCUGCAGCUGAGCUGGUGGGAGGGUGGCCAAAGGAUGGGACUAGUUCUUUCUAGAUGAAGGAUCUGAGCCCAGGGGUUCAGGGACAAGAGGGACUGGGCUGAGAUCUCCAUGGACACUACCUCUGCUCAGGUUUCAAGAGACUUUUCUGAGCUCUGGCUGAGCUCAAGCAUUUCUUACUCGGGCCACAGGCCCCACAGUACCCUGGUUUGAUCUCUCUGUCACUGCUUCUUCUGUGCUAUAAUGUCCUAAUUUGUCCCCAUGACUUGCUGUUAGUUCUGUAAGGGCAGAACACCCCUCAGGAGUGUGCCCCUGUGCCAGCACAGGUUAUGGUAAGUAAUGGGAACUUGUAAAAUGUUUGAAUAAGUAAGUAAAUGAAUGAAUGUGUCCCCUGCUCAAGUCCCUCCUCAGAGCUCAGCAUCCCACACACUGAGCCCAUGAGAAAUAGCCCCACCUUUCCUCCACAGCCAGCCUGCUCCCCCCGUACAGGGGCAGCCAGGACAACUUUGCUCCCCCCACCCAGGAGGCCACAGUUGUAGCCCUCCCAUCUGCCAGCCACAGUGGACAACGAGGCCCCCAUCAGGCUUGUGGCUCUGUGUAGCAAAGGCACACCCAGCCCAGGACUCCAAGCCUCUCACCUGGACCAGCAAAAACCUUACUGAGCCGUCUUGUUCAUCCUCCAUCCCCUACCUGCCACUGUAAAGUUUCUUUCACCAGAAUAUUUCCUUCAUGUCUAACUGCUUAAGAACUUCGUUGUCAUCAAUGAAAUCUCGAUGUUCAAAAUGGCAUCUGAGGGUCUCUAUCAGUUCCCCUUUUCACCAGCUUCAGCUCUCUCACUCCCUCGCUCAGCCUCUUUGCACUGAUUCCACCAGCCUUUGCCUAUGGGACAUGCUGCAUUUGAACACUUGCCCUCCAAGGCCUGGCUCAGAGCUGGUCAUUGGACCCUCUGCAAAGCGCCAAGCCCACCGAGAUGCUUCAGUGAACAGUGGUACUCUUCUUUCCCUCCUCUCCAAGAAGCCUAUUUCAAUAAACC